This is a messenger RNA of Somion occarium, 1152 nucleotides long. Lineage: Eukaryota; Fungi; Basidiomycota; Agaricomycetes; Polyporales; Cerrenaceae. The record is from the annotation of a GenBank genome assembly.
AAAUAAGCCGCACCUUUCAUUCUUACCUUCAAGUUGCCCAUCAGUCAACCUUGCACCAUGGGAUUCGAUAUUCCUCCGUCAGCACUGGACUCUAUAUCAAGCGACUCGCGGAAAUGUAUUGAAAGGUUGAAAGCUCAUCAGUUAGAGAAGGUGGACAUUUCAGGUCGACCAAGUUCCAGACUCGCAGCAGUACUCGUGUUGCUCUAUGAGGAGUCUGGAAAACUGAGAGUACUCCUGACAACGCGAUCAAAAAGUCUACGGUCGCAUCCUGGGCAAACCGCACUUCCUGGUGGCAAAGUUGACGAUGUUGACGUCGACGUGAUUCAAGCUGCGUAUAGGGAAGCUAAUGAGGAAGUCGGACUACCUCUUGACUCGCCUCAUAUCCACACGGUUUGCCUCCUUCGCCCGUACACGUCUUCAAGUAGACUGCUAGUCACGCCCGUUGUCGCAUUGUUGACUGACACUUCUAUCCUUCGCAACCUAACGCGAUGUGAAGACGAAGUAGACCGAAUAUUUGAUCAUCCACUGGAAGCCAUGUUAGACCCAUCACUGGCUUCUGAGGAGCCGCUUGUAAAGAAAGGUAGUGAAGACUGGCUAUACAAGUCAGACUAUCAUAACUUCACCGACAUUCUAGUUCCAUGGAUAGGCAAUUCGGGGUACCGAAUGCAUCGCUUCCGUUCGUCUGCAAGUCCGAUAAAAGGACUUACUGCUGAAAUACUGAUUAUGACGGCGGCCAUAGCUUAUGAUAGGCUGCCCGUGUAUGAACACUAUGCACCUAAUCAACUCACGAAGUUCAAAGACAUCCUACGGUAUCUGGAUGCAGAACAUGCCCCAAAUCAGUCGGGCACGAGCACGCCGAUAGGGAUAUCUGCUCAUGAUCAAGUACUCACACAAUGACCUGAAGCAGUGCCGCAUCUCCGUAGCGUAACGCGCAGCAUCCGAUUCCCUACGCUUACAUCGCGCGCAGGCAGUAAUUUCUCCGCUAUAGAGUCCUCGUACUAUAAAUCACGUAGAAUUUCAAUCGUUCAAUACUGCGUACAUAGGAUUUUUCACUUAGAGCCAUGGGGAUCAACACGACUCACCGAACUUGGCUUGUUACGCAAAGAUGCUUACGAAAUCUAUUAUGAUUGAGGCGCGGCAUGCGCCAAUCCC